Messenger RNA from Microtus ochrogaster (prairie vole), 2252 nucleotides. RefSeq names its product eukaryotic translation initiation factor 4E binding protein 2 (gene Eif4ebp2). NCBI's taxonomy places the organism in Eukaryota, Metazoa, Chordata, Mammalia, Rodentia, Cricetidae. Gene Ontology annotation, biological process: negative regulation of translational initiation. Gene Ontology annotation, cellular component: cytoplasm. The record is from RefSeq and is a predicted model, not a curated record. Gene Ontology annotation, molecular function: eukaryotic initiation factor 4E binding.
CCGUUACCGCUGCUGCCGCUGCUGCUUCUGCUGCUGAGGCUGCGGGCGGAGGCCGGAGGACCGGGCGGCGGCGGCGGCGGGAGCGCAGCGGGACGACCGAGCGAGAGCCGGCGAGUUGAGAGCCGAGCGCUCUCUUUCUCCCGCUCUAGGAGCCAGUGCCUCCCGGGCCCCGCCGCCGCCGCCGCACAAAGCCGCGAGCCCGCGCCUGAGCCAUGUCCGCGUCGGCAGGCGGCGGCCACCAGCCCAGCCAGAGCCGCGCCAUCCCCACGCGCACCGUGGCCAUCAGCGACGCUGCGCAGCUACCUCAGGACUACUGCACCACUCCCGGCGGGACGCUGUUCUCCACCACGCCGGGAGGAACACGAAUCAUUUAUGACCGAAAGUUUCUGUUGGAUCGUCGCAAUUCUCCCAUGGCACAGACCCCGCCUUGCCAUCUGCCCAAUAUCCCUGGAGUCACCAGCCCUGGCACCUUAAUUGAAGACUCUAAAGUAGAAGUGAACAACUUGAACAACCUGAACAAUCAUGACAGGAAGCACGCAGUUGGGGAUGAGGCCCAGUUUGAAAUGGACAUCUGACUGCUACACAAUCUAAGGAGGCUUCAGCACAGCGGCCCAUGUGACCUGACUGGGCCAAUAGGAGCGCAGUGAACCGAGAAGCCGGCAGUUCCCCUCCCCUCCCUCUGGGUGCCAAAUGAUGGGAGAUAAAGCUCCAUUGACCACAACUUCCCUGUCUCCUGCCCCUGCCCCCUUAAGGUUAGGAUGAAAGCCCUUGGAUUACUCUGGAACUGAGCGGUUGGUCCUUGGAGGAAAGCAGUCCCUGUAACUUGCCUGUUCAUUUCCUAAGAAUCUUCUGCCCCCUUCUGAUUUGCCCCAAGUCCAGGAACUCUCUAAGAAGAAGCACCGCUGCUUGGGGUGACUGGGGAGGGAAGGAGGUUUGGUGCCCAUUGCUGUUCCUGUACUCUCUUCUGUCUUCCUCCCUGCAUCCCAUUGGUGAGUCAGUGCUGGAUGUGGGAUCUUUAAACCAUUCUGAAGAAUGAUAAACAAAAUGAGCUGCUUGCCCUAUCCCUGGAGAUGUUUGUCCUUGGUGCUGGAGCAUAGCUCUUGUACCUCCUGUGUGUAGCUCCGACUGCAUUCCUGGGACACAUGGCAUGAGCUCCCUUUUCUCUAGGGAGAAGGCUUCUGUCCUGGGUGUGAUGGCUCAUCUCUUAUCUAAUUCAUUGGCACAGGUAUUUUUUAAACCUUCCUUCUGAAGAGACUCCUGGGUGACCAGGUGGUCUUUGCUUGUCUGCCAUUCUUCUUACCUGCAUCUUGCAGGCAGAGUCUUCUUCACUCCAAGAUGCCCUGGGACUUCUGUCUGCUCCUAGAGCAGUUAUUUGAAGUGCCAGUGCUUUGGUCGUUGUUACCUGGUGGGCACAGCUGGUCCCAGCGGUCUGCCUGAGAAUGCCCUAACUCUGGCCUCUGUAGAGGACUGAGCCACACAAGUAGCCAGCCCUAGUAGUCAUGGUUUAAACCUGAUAGACUUUAGCAGGUUUGCUGCCCUGCAGUUUAUUAUAUUUUGAGUUUAAAGUUGACUCCCCUAUUCCCCUCCUCUGAAUCUGCUUUAUCCUUGGCUGCCGAGAGAGAAGCAUGGGCUGAAAGAGUGCGUUCCUCCCAGUUUCCUUCUCCUCCUCAUUGUAGACCUUCCUUCUCUCCUUUUCAAACCUCACUCUCUUUCCUUCUGGUUCUUCUACCAGGCCAUUUUCUAAAUCUACAUCAAAGAUACCUCCCAUGUUGGUAUCUGAUAAUAUCUGUCUCUUCUCUUAUCAGAGGAGAGACUUUUUAUUUUUAAGAUGACUACAGACCUAUUUUUAGAUAAGUUUUCAGUACGAUUUUGAACUGCAACUUUUUUAACAAAACAUCUUCCAGUAUUAGGAAGGUUAUAAAAAAAUGUUCCUAGGCAAGUCUGCUGUCUUCACUGUUGGUUAUCUCUCAUAGUUCCUUAUGAGUGCUUUCCUGUGCUCUCAAGUUUAGGGGUCUAUUUGGAGUAUAGUGGUUUGUGAAACUGGACUAGUCUGCCUUGCUAUGAGUUGUUGGCGAAAACUUCAUUCCUUUCUUUUACCUUUUUGCUCUCUUGCUCCACCCUGCCCCACUCUCCUGGUACUGUGGACCGACAGGGAGAUCCCAGGAGAGAGAGGCCCCCAUAGACAGGCUGGUGCAUCCGUCCUCCUACAGGAAGACAGUACAGCAGCCACUGGUGUCCUGGGAGUUUCUUUU